CACAAACGACUCAGGAUAUAAAAAUAUACGCAAUUACUCACAUUCGCGAUCUCUUUUGGUUAAAUAAACAAUAACACAGGGUUGCUACAAAGCUGUCAGGGGGUCAAGGCUCUUGAUAUUGCUUCAUACGUGUUGUAAUGUUCUGAGUCAGGAGCGGAUGGCUCAAGACCGACCAUACGUGGCGACGAGUCACACCCUGCGAGAGGUGCCCCUGCUUUUACUGAAUAUGGCGGAUCUAGAGAGGACAACUCGAUAAAACCCGUAAUUCCGAGUGUCAUCCGUACCGUGCUUAUGGGAUUAAUGGCACUACGUAAGUGUGUCUUAUAACGGUGGCCUCCAGAUACCUGGCGCCCUCUGGUUGUAAGAAGUCUUGCUCGGGAUAUUGGGGGCUAUGUCCCAGCUGACAUCCCUUCCCCCAUACUCGUGGGACACACAUGGAAAGUAACAACAACUUAAAUCAAAAGCCAGAAGGAGCUGCACAGCUCCAAACAAUGGCCAAUGCUGGCCUUUCGACUUCUGUCGAAACAGAAACCAUCGCUACAGAACUACUGGGGGCGCAUAGUCCCUCGUAUGACGUAGAGAUGGUGGAUACUAGCGUGAGACAGGAUGCAAGUCCCGUCAGAACGCUAUCUGAUAUCUCGCCGGAGGAUGAGCAGAAGUUGCUUGCCUCUCCGGUGAACAACCCAUCUCACCAAGCUCGAGAGCGGGAGCGGCUUAGCGGAGCCGGUCGGAAACGCCUCAAGCGGUACAUAGAAAAGGGAAUGAGCUAUGAGCAGGCUAGAGAAAAAGCCAAAGAACCCGUUGGCCCACCACGGAGGGAAAAAAAACUCUCCAAAAAAGACCUAGGUCUGAUAGCUCUACACCGCAGAGGCGAUGCCCGAAGAAAUUUGCCAAAUCUAGUGAGGGAUCUGCAGGGGGCAGGCCAGCUGGGACUGCAUCUGUGCCCACCGGUGAGGCAACUGUGCCGCAUGCACCUGCAGAUUGUCGCGGGGAGCCAGUUUCAUUUAGGGAUGCACUGUGCGGAGUGAAGCUGGGUUUAGUCCCAGAGGACUAUCCAACCACAGUGUGGUCAACGGAUGAGCUCAAAGCUAUCCAAAAUGCCAUCCUCAGGGCGGUCAGGAGCAACACAGUUAGCGCUGUAAAGCCUAUCUUCAAGGGUUGCACCUUCCACUCGGGAUGGCUAUCCAUCAGUUGCAGAGAUGCUGCGACCGCGGGGUGGAUACGGAACACUGUUCCAAAGCUGGCACCAUGGAAGGGGGCGAAGAUGAAAGUGGUCGAGGAGGCAGAAACACCUCGCCGCAUCAUUCUUGUGGGACUCUUCCCGGAGCUGGACAGCUCUACCAGUGAGGAUGCGCUCAGUCUGCUUCAGGCACAGAAUGACGGCCUGAGAAUUCCGGACUGGCGCAUUCUGAAUCGAGUACUCAGGUCAACAAUGGCGGAAAUCACCAUUGCAGUUGACCCGCUAUCAGCGGACACGCUAAAGCACCGCGGGAACGUGGCAAACUAUGGCUUUGGCGUAGUAAAACUUAGGGAGAAAGCCAAACCGUCGAUUCCCGUGGUAGACAAAGAUUCCGCCGACACCGAAUACCCUAACUCGGAGGAGCAACCUUGCUGCUCCAAAGACGUCAUCGUAGCUCCCAGGCAGCUACCCAAUGACACGCAAGUGCAGCAGAAGUCAUCGGAGGUUGGCACAGAGCUACACGUAACACACAAAGCUCCAACAACGCCUCCGAAAACAGCAACAACAACAUGCCCGACCCUACAACAGGUGCUGGAAGAAGCCCAAAAGAGCGUCGGACCCAUCGCAUCCCCAAAGCCUGCAAAACAGCCACCACUACAUGGCAGCUCCAAAGCGGCUAUUUCCAGCCGCAAAGGCAAGGGAGAUGCAAGGACGGCCGAAGAAGCGGUCUUGCUGAAGGGCAACAGGGGGAAGAAGGUGGCUGCUCGCGGCCGAAAAGACCGCAAGUAAUGGCACCUCACCCCAAAAACUCCGCAAAUCUGAGGCACAUUAAAUGCCUCCAAGUGAACCUUCACCACGCGAAAGCAGCAUCAGAUGUUUUACAUAGGAGGUUCACAAACGAAGGCUUAGGUGUAGCCUUCAUCCAGGAACCCUGGAUAUUAAGAGGUGACGUCAAAGGCCUUAAUAUAAAGGACGUUCAUUACGGCAGAUCUCGUUGCGGUAUGGGCCAAAAUUCCGACUCCUAGGGGGGUGCAAGAGGCAGUACUUGCCUCCGCGUACUUCCCGGGUGAGGAGGAGAUAGCCCCGACACCUGAAGU
This is a messenger RNA of Rhagoletis pomonella (apple maggot), 2277 nucleotides long. RefSeq lists its product as uncharacterized. The coding region runs from base 1265 to 1969 and encodes 234 amino acids. NCBI's taxonomy places the organism in Eukaryota, Metazoa, Arthropoda, Insecta, Diptera, Tephritidae. The record is from RefSeq and is a predicted model, not a curated record. The transcript has 2 exons.